AUGUCCCAGCUGGGUCGCUGCUGGGCUGUCUCACGCCGCGGUGCUUGCAAUCGCUCCAUACUGGCACCGAUUUCUCGCAAUGGCGCUUUGAGGUUCUAUGCGCAUCAGACUGCUGCGGCUGGCCCAAGGGCAGGACACCUGAACAAGGAAGAAUUGCUCAAGGCUUGGAACCAGUUUCGAGGUUCCAAUUCAUUGACACAAACCGACCCCGACGUCAUAACAGGAUUUCUCGGAAAGCGACGCAAUGUCGGAAAGCACCUGUCAUUCGCGGACCUCACCACAUCUUCAGGUGAAGUGAUCCAAAUAUGCUCCCAUGUCGAUGGCGGGCUAGAAUCCCACGAGAAAUUUCGGCAAGUUCCUGCAUUUGCGCCAGUCGUCGUCUGCGCGCGACCAGAGCCGCCAGCACAAGCAGCUGGAGAAGAGCAGAAUAGUUCCUCGUCCAAGCGAACCCUAUAUCUUAGGGAUAUUCGAUCAUUAAACACGGUUCCAAAAGAUCUUAUUGUCACGUCUGAUGUUCAAUUCCCUCAAACAAAGCGACACUUGCAAAUUCGAUUCCACCCUGAGCUUCAAGCCAGACUAAAAUUCAGAUCUUGGCUAAAGGGUCAGUUGAAUCAGAGCUUGUUGGAAAAGGGGUUCACAGAUGUUGAGACGCCUACCCUUUUCAAAUCUACGUCCGAGGGCGCCCGUGAGUUCUUAGUUCCGACAAGACAAAGGGGUACUGCAUAUGCACUCAGUCAGAGCCCUCAACAAUACAAACAGGUCCUGAUGGCGAGCGGUAUUGGUCAGUACAUGCAAUGGGCAAGGUGCUAUCGAGAUGAGGAUUUACGGACGGAUAGACAGCCAGAAUUCUCUCAGCUCGAUAUGGAAUGGGCAUUUGCUGGUUCCGCCGAAGUGCAGGCCGAUGUAAAUGAUAUCCUGCUGGCUGCACUGUCACGACUCCGACCAGCUCGAAGUUACAGCGAUAUCCGUGGAGAGAGAAUACCCAUCCUAUCUGAUAUACUCAAUGAGCCCGCACCCGCCGACGAAUCACCUGAUCACAAGUUCACCACCCUCACCUUCGCCGAGAGUAUCGCCGCUUAUGGCUCUGACAAGCCGGACUUGCGAAUUCCCAACCAAAUACAUGCGUUAGAAGAUAUUGAGCCUUAUCGCAAUUUUGUCAACAUGAUUACACAUCUUUCGGAUCCUCUCAUUGAGGCAUUCACCUUUCCACUGAAAGACUGUUCACCAUCUGAAGCCCGAAAAUUUGUCAUUAAAUUUAUGGACAACCUCCCACCCGCAUUAGCCAACAACCCCGAUGGCAAACCACAAAUACUCAUUCACGACUCUCGACAGCCUUUAUCUGGCUUCUCCUCUCUAGGCUUCGAGUAUGAAAGCGUCCUGGACAAACUUUCCCAAGGCCAAGAAAUCAGUGAUGGCGAUUUGGUGGUCUUCCAGGCCCGAGAAAAGCCCCAGGGUCAAUACUGCCUUGGAUCCACCAAAAUCGGCGACAUACGAAACGCCCUCUGGAAAAGUCUGGUGGAGGAAGGCUACAUGGAAAAACCAAAGCUUGGAGAUCCCGAGUCACUGCAAUUUGUAUGGGUCACGGAAUUUCCCAUGUUCAAGCCCGUUGAAGAAGGGGAACCCGGCCAGGGUGGCGCGGCUGGAAUUUCCGCAGCCCAUCACCCAUUUACGGCACCACUGUCAGAGAAUGACCUCGAAAUCCUCUUCACCGAUCCAUUGCAAGCUCGGAGUGCCGCCUACGACCUCGUUCUAAACGGUAUCGAGAUUGGAGGUGGAAGCGAGCGUAUUCACGUCGCAGAUAUUCAGGAAUUCAUCAUGCGAGACGUCCUGAAAAUGACUGAUCAACGAAUCAAAGACUUUUCACAUCUGUUUGACGCGCUGAGGGCAGGAUGUCCGCCUCACGCUGGCUUUGCCCUUGGGUUCGAUAGACUUGUUGCGCUGCUCACAGAUACGUCGACCGUCCGGGAUGUGAUUGCUUUCCCAAAGACCAUGAGGGGUGAGGAUCCGUUUGUGCGGUCACCAAGUAAGCUGAAUAAUGAGCAGCUUGCUCCAUAUGGGCUACAACUGAUGUCGAAGUCUAAAUGA
Metarhizium brunneum ARSEF 3297 is the source of this 2085-nucleotide messenger RNA. RefSeq names its product Aspartate--tRNA ligase (gene Dars2). Gene Ontology annotation, biological process: aspartyl-tRNA aminoacylation. NCBI's taxonomy places the organism in Eukaryota, Fungi, Ascomycota, Sordariomycetes, Hypocreales, Clavicipitaceae. Gene Ontology annotation, molecular function: ATP binding; aspartate-tRNA ligase activity. Gene Ontology annotation, cellular component: cytoplasm. The record is from RefSeq and is a predicted model, not a curated record.